This is a messenger RNA of Rhea pennata, 6140 nucleotides long. RefSeq names its product multiple EGF like domains 9 (gene MEGF9). The record is from RefSeq and is a predicted model, not a curated record. Gene Ontology annotation, biological process: tissue development; animal organ morphogenesis. The coding region runs from base 1 to 1476 and encodes 491 amino acids. Gene Ontology annotation, cellular component: basement membrane. The transcript is spliced from 8 exons. Lineage: Eukaryota; Metazoa; Chordata; Aves; Rheiformes; Rheidae.
AUGGGCCCCUACGUGAACAAGCUGCCUGGAGCUGUAGCAGAAAUUGGUGCAUGGAUAUUUGGUGCCCGCCUGGGUACAGCACAGGAGGAGUUAGAGGCACCGGUGAUUUAUCACCUCGCUCGUGCAAACUCUCGCUUUAGCUGGAAGUCCUCAAGGACUCAGGUGGCUCUGGCCAAAGACUCCCUUGGUAAAGGCCCUGGUGAAAGUGUCCCUGGCUGCGUGGAGCAGCUCCGUAAUGGCCCCGGCUGCAAGCUGGUGCGUUGCUCCGCGUGCAACUGCAGCGCGGCCGGCAGCGCGAGCGGCAGCGAGUGCGACGCCACGACGGGGCGGUGCGCCUGCCGCCAGGGCUACGCGGGGCCGCGGUGCGAGAGCUGCGCCCCCGGCUACCACCCCGCCGGGAGCAGCGGGCUGUGCCGGCCCUGCGGCUGCAGCCCCGCCGGCUCCCUCGGCUCCCGCUGCGACACAGAUGGGCAGUGCCAGUGUAAAGUUGGUGUGACGGACCUGAAGUGUGACCGGUGCAGUGAUGGAUACUACAGGUUUAACGAAACCACCUGCGAGCCAUGCCAGUGCAAUAACCGGUCCCAAACCUGCGAUGCAGUAACAGGCACCUGCCUGGAUUGCCAAGAAAACACCAAGGGGAAGCACUGCGAGCAGUGCAAGGAGGGUUUCUAUAGCAGCGCCCUUCCCGGCCCAGCCUGCCGUCACUGCCCGUGUUCAACUGUAGCAUCCACUGGCACCUGCCAAAUAAGGUCCGGCGACGCUGCCCCAACGUGUGACAGAUGCAAAGCUGGAUACACGGGCCCCAACUGCAACCAGUGCGACAACGGCUACUACAACUCCGACAGCAUCUGCGUGAGAUGUAAGUGCAACGGGAAUGUGGACCCAGCCCAGUCACCUCGGGUGUGCGAGCCAGACAGCGGGGAGUGCAUCGGCUGCCUGUACCACACUGCCGGCUUUCAUUGCGAGGAAUGUCAGGAGGGCUACAGCAGGGACCCCGAGGGAACCAACUGCACCAAGAAAGAAGUCACUCUUGGCCCAGAAACAACAGAGUUUAUAACCUCUGCUCCGAAUGCUAGCAGGGCAACAUCAUUUUCAACUGCAGUGAUAAACAGUACGUUGUCACCAACAACUAUACAGACUAUAUUUCCUAUAAGUUCCUCUGACAAUAGUACUUCUGCUUUUGCAGAUGUUUCAUGGACUCAGUUUAACAUAAUUAUUUUGACAGUUAUCAUCAUAGUUGUUGUCCUACUAAUGGGCUUUGUGGGAGCUGUCUAUAUGUACCGUGAGUAUCAAAACAGAAAACUUAAUGCUCCUUUUUGGACCAUUGAACUCAAAGAGGACAACAUCAGUUUUAGCAGUUAUCAUGACAGCAUACCCAAUGCUGAUGUUUCAGGCCUGUUGGAAGAUGAUGGGAAUGAAGUUGCACCAAAUGGACAGCUAACUCUGACAACUCCCAUGCACAAUUAUAAAGCUUAAAAGAAGAAGCAAUCCAGCUAUUCCAAAGUUGGCUUAAAAAAAUUGCAGGGCUUGUUGAAGGGGUAUCGGGAUCUGUGUGAAGGCUCCAAGCAAAGGAAUUUGCUCUUCAGAUACUCUUAUGCUGGGCAUGCUGUAGCUUGCAGGUGAACAGAAAAAAAAAAAGUGUAGUACAUCUGAUCCGAAUUUCAGGUAAUGUGGUGAAAUGUGUUCAGUUUCUUGUUCUCCAUAAAUAUCCAUAGAAUUCACUGUUAAGGAUUUAAAAUUAUGCUGAUCUUAAAAUAUAUUUUUUUAUGAAGAGGUGGUGGGGUGUAGAAAGCAAUACCCCAUGAUUAAUCACAAGCUACUUGACUUCCAGCCAACCUAACGCUUAUGCCUGCAUCCUUUAUUUUGAAAAGUACGUUGUGAAUUAACGAUGAAUUUUCAGGAAUUAGACUUUUGUAAAGACUUCAUAUUAGUUCUUGAUAUGAAUUUGCUUGAAAAGGGAGGAGGAAAAAGAAAUCACUGACUACCAAGAGGCAAGUAGAGGAGAAAGUUAUACACUUGAACAAAAGUCACCCUUAUCAGUUUCCACGGAGCUGGGAAAUGGGAAAAAAAUACCAUGAAAAUCAUGGAGUUAGGGAAGAGGCUAUGCUUUUCCCUUUCUGAGUACUUUUACAUGGUGGUGAUGCUAUUAAAACAUAGGAAUCCAUUUUUUUUUCUAGCAGGGGUUGAUGAACUUGUAUAGUUUCUGUGCAAGGGAAGAUGACAAGACAUCUCAGGGUUGCCAUGUAAAAAUAAAAGCUAGGCUUAAUAUCCUACCCUGAUAGAAAUGAUGUUCUGUAUAUAGAAUGUAAUAUAUCUUCUUGGAAUUGUAUUUGUAAUUAUUUGUAAAAAAGACAAACAACCAAAAAAAACCCAACAACAAAAUCAUGACCCCUUCCAACUCCCUAUUCCCCAAGUCAUAUUUUAUCAUCUGGUUUUAAUUGUACAGCGGUUAGUGGCGUUGUUUAAAAAGAAAAAAUGAGGAUUGUUUAAAAUACUGUAAAUUAGAUGGCAAUAUUGUUGGAGCUGGGACUCUGGCAAGCACCCACUGCUUGAAGCUUUUCUUCUCAUGUCACUGAAUAAUUUUUUAGAGAAAAUGUGAGUGCUCCCUACUUGCAUCUGUCAACUUUCCCCAUUCCUUUAAAAACGCAGUAUAUACCAGUCUCACCAUGACGAGGCCCUAGUGGGUGUCCAACAAUCCGAUGUACGGUUCUGUUGUUUGCCUUUAAAUCUUAAAGAAAUGCAAAUACUGUCAUGAAUGCAUUAUUACUGAGGUCCUGAUCUUGAUGCCCAGGCUUUUCCGAAGCAGCCGCUCCUGACGCGAGCGAAUGUCAUUGCCAUCUCUUCUGCACUUACAUGGUGACAGGGAGACUUGCUGGAGGGCUGAGUGUGGCCUCGUGGCUUCCCUCGAAGGCAAAAAUUUUUGCAAAGGCAAAAAUCUCCUGCAUUUCAGUGGAACUGGGGUUUCGGAGCACAGCUUGCAGAAGCUGAUCUGCGUUUCAGAUUUCUAAGCUUAAAAGCUAAAAGUACAUGGAUACUGUUAGGAAAUUUAUGCUUAAAAGUUCAUGUAGCACAAGACAGUAUGUGGGGAAAUUAGCUGUCAAAAAAACGUAUUGGGGGCUAUGGUUUUAUGAAAUCCCCCAACUUCUGUGGGAGGCUGGUGGAUUGUUGGCAAAGGGAGAAGAACUAAAGGCAGCACAGCACAAGGGAGGGUGCACCUGGGCCACCGGGUGCCUUGCUGGCACCUGGCACCUGUGUGGGGCCUCGAGGGAGUGCUGUACCCUCCCUGUGCUGGGGAACCACCAGAGUAGCACAGUCUCAGAGGGUCAGUCCCAUGAAAAUCAUACCAUUACAUUUAAGCAGGAUGUGCAACAAAUACUUUGCAUAACUCAUGGCCAACCUCAGAACUAAAGCUGUGUUGCUGUAUGUGUUGGCGCUUUGCAAGCAAUUAAUGCUGAGGAUAAAUGAAGUACCUGCUAAAGAUCGGCAGGAGCUGACUGAUGCAUCCUCAGAUCCAGGCACAAAUAAAUAUUUCUCAAGUGGAAGAUGAGAAAUGGUAGGAAGAAUGUGGCGAUUAUUUAUUUGCUUUCCAGUGCUGUGUGGAGGCAUUUCUUAUGAAUGGAGACUUUUGGGGAAAGGGGAGCAAGUGCUGUAAAUACAAGCAAAAGAGAUCAUUUCUGCCUCAAAGAAGUUGCUGCUUGAUGUAAAGAUGAGGCACAGUAAGUAAGGAAAAUAGCUGAGGAAGGGCAAGGGAGAUGGUGAGAGCAGGAUGUGAUAUUGCAUAUAGGCCUGAGCCAAAUGCUAUUAGACCCAAUGGAAAGACUCCCAUUGCUUGCUGUGGGCCUGGGUUGGUCCCAUGGUAUGGUCCCAUGGUUGCAGGUAAUUAAUUGGGCUGAAGUCAUUUAGAGCAAUGUUAGUUUUAGUUAUAAAAUGUGGGAAGAAUGCAGAAGAGAAUUGGGAUAUUGCUAUUCCUUGAGUUACUCAUCAGGCUUUCAAAGAACAGAUUUUGACAAUAUAGAGAAUUUCCUAAAAAAUUAAAUCAUUUGGCAGUACUCAGUGAUACAUGUGCUCUGAGUCCCUUCAUGGGAUAAGGAAGUGUAAUUUAGAAACUGCUAGCUUCAGAGGAUAAUGCUAGUGAGAAAAGUGAAGCGUGGAUUGCUCACUCUGUUUCCAAAAUACUUCAGUAGGGCUUUUCAUCUCUGUAACAAUAUACUUCCUCAAAUUUUGGAAAGACUGUAGACUACUUCGUAAUGGGAAUAGGCUUGGAUUCUCUCAUUGCAGAAACAUUGACUGUCUGCAAAACUGGAGCAUGAGUUCAGAUGCUGAGCCCUCCUAUUCCAUGCCUAAAGCAGAAAGAGAUGUUCUCUCAUCUGGGCUGCUUCUGAACUAUAACUUCUGAGUUAUUGUAAACGCUUCAUGUUUGAGUCCUGGAUUUGGAAAGAGGAGGAGGCCAGGAUGCCCUGCAGUCAGUCUGCAAGGGAGGGCAGUAAGGCCGUGCUGUUGUCAACUGGUUGCACAUCUAGAUGAAGGUAUCAAUGAUGGAAAGCUUGGAGAGAUUCAGCUGCCCAGACUGCCCUGAUCUGCACAGCCGAGGAAAGUACAGGAUGUUCUCUAGCAGGCACUGGAACUAUUGCAAAGAUACUGCACUGGGACAAUCCUUCUCAGAUGGCAAAAUGACUCAUCCAGAAAAGCACAAGCAUCUCCACCCAACCAGGCCUUUUGCUUAAAGAACUCUUGCAAAAAAGAGGUGAAUGCCUCAGCAAAGAAACAACAAACAGCUGUAUGUUUGACCUUGUCUGGUGAUCUGAGAUUAAGCCCUGCUUGCUGCUGCCAUCAAUCAUGCAGCCAUCACCUGGGCAUCAGAGGAAGUGAAGAAGAAGCUGAGCUAGUUGUAUCUCCUGGCAUCACUCUUUGGAGUGUGGAGCCAGGGUACCAAAGGCUGUGGCUGUUCCACCAGGACUGCUGACCUGCCAUGUGUUACAACUUGUGAAGCUUCCCAGAUGCUGAUGUUUGCCCCUAUGCCAGGCUGGAAUAAACACAUGUAAACUGGAAGCAGACUUGCAGAGCUCCACUGGAGCCCAACUCAGAAACUAUCAAGAGAAGAGGAAGACACCUAGGUUACUCGUAGGGCUGAUGUGGCAAUACUGAUACAUGUAGUUUCCUGGAAGGGCCACCACACAUCACCUUCUGAAAGUGCAUACUGCUGUCUGGCUGUGGCAAUGUGGCUGUUCCGGAGCAGGAUAUUCAGUGGCAGGACAUUGUAGCUGUAGAGCAUGGAGAAGGUAUGGAAAGGUAGGAUAGGGCUGGAUGAGGGUAGCAUACCAGCAUGCAAAGCAUGAUCCUUAGGGUCAUGGGAGCUGUGCAGACCCAGCUGGUCUGGAUGGGAUGAGUUAAGUUCCACAGUCAAGUAACUGAAGGCAAGAGGAUAACAGAUUAAGGGGAAAAGCAAUGAUGUGGCAAAGGCAUGGGGGCAGCAUGUCUGGCUCACAACUAAGGAGAGCAUUUGGUAAGCACAAAGUGCAACAGACAUGCAAAAACAUGAUUGGGUUAGUGUGAAUAGACUAUUUUAAAUCUUACGAACCAGAAAUAACUAGAAGUAACUAGAAAUAACUGCACGAAGCACUGGCCCUGGGGAGUUGUCAUGAGAUGUCAUCGAUGGGAACGGUAAUUCCCUUGGAUCAAGCUGAACAAACUUAGCACAUUGGAAGCUAUUUAUGAAACAGAAAGCGACGUGUUCAGCAUCCUUUGGGCAUCCUGGUCCAGUUAACCACUGAUAAACAGCAUUUUUAUCCUAAUGUUACAUGCAAUGUGUAUGUGGUAGAAAGUUUCUGCAGUCGCCUUUAAAUAAAGGAUAUAAAAUAGAAUACUAAAAAUACAUUUCUCUUUAAAGUGAAGUUUUAAAAUGAGCUCCUACAAGACUCUGCUAUUUAUGUGUCAGAGAAUUAGAUUAAAAUAAGAAAAAUGUGGGCCUUAAAAUUGUACUUGCUCCCAACUGAAACCCAUCAGUCUUACUACACAUCCAAAUAAGGCGUCUCCUAAGCAUAUGCUAUGCUUACAAAUGCAUUUCUAAAAAAAAGUGUAUGAUUUGAAUAUAUGUCAGAAUUUAUACAGAAGAAUGUUAUUUAAAAUGAAUAAAAAUAAAU